AUGACUCAUCCUGCUGUAGUGAUAGGAGGCGGUGCUGAUGUUAUCGUAGCUAUAACUGGAGGGGUUUAUGCUUACUUUGACGACCGCCAUCAUUGCAAAUUUUUCAGGAAUUCUCCAGUUGAUGAUUGUGCCGACUCACCAUGUGCUCUGAAUGCCACUUGUGUUGAUCUCGUGAACGACUAUGAAUGCCAAUGUCCUAAAGGUUUUAAAGGAAAGCGUUGUAACGUCAAAGAGGAUCUGUGUUCCGCCGCACCGUGCGUGCACGGUCUAUGCGUGGAUACCCUCUUUUCUCGUCGUUGCAUAUGUGAUGAAGGGUGGACCGGUGAGAGUUGUGAAGUGAACGUCGAUGACUGUGCAACUCGACCAUGCCGGAAUGGUGGAACAUGCACCGAUGAGGUAGCCGGAUUCUCAUGUUCAUGUCCAGCCGGAUAUCGUGGGGUUCAUUGCCAACACUUGGUGGAUCACUGUUCGACAUCACCUUGUAGAAAUAACGCUACUUGUACAAAUCUGGGUGUCACCUAUCACUGCUCAUGCCCGCUCGGAUUUGAGGGAACCCACUGUGAACUCAACAAAGAUGAAUGUCUCCUUGGACGAUGCAGCAAGAUGGGAACUGAGUCCUGCGAAGAUGGCAUCAAUACGUUUAGCUGCUUAUGCAAACCGGGUUAUAGCGGUGAAUUCUGUGAAGUACGAAUUGAUCAGUGUGAAUCGUCGCCUUGUAUGAAUAAUGGAACCUGCUACGACGAAGGUGGCUCCUUCAGAUGUGAAUGCGCCAACGGAUGGACGGGAGAAACCUGUGAGCAAGAAACUGGUAGCUGUGAUGUGCGACCAUGUCGUAACGAUGGACGUUGUGUGAACUUGGUCGCAGAUUAUUUCUGCGUGUGUCCUGAAGGCGUUAGCGGCAAAGACUGCGAAAUCGCACCAAAUCGGUGUUUGGGCGAGCCAUGCCUUAACGGUGGAGUAUGUGGCGAUUUCGGAUCACGACAAGAAUGUAGUUGUCCAAAGAAGUUCUCCGGAGCAGGCUGUCAAUACCUCCAAGAUGUCUGUGCUGGCAAUGUCUGUCAGAAUGGUGGUACCUGUAUGAAGAACCCUGAUGGUAGUUUGCACUGUGCUUGUGAGCCAGGCUUUACCGGUGCUCACUGCGAGACGAACAUAGACGAUUGUGCACGAUCACCGUGUCCUUUGGGUUCUACCUGUAUCGAUCAGAUCAACGCGGUGUACUGUAGAUGUCCAUUUAAUAUGACGGGAUCGAAUUGCGACAAGGCCAUUGAUGAAGAUUAUGAUUUGCACUUCUACGAUUCAUUACGUGUAGCAAGUGCAUCGCUUGCGGUACCGUUCCGUAUCGCUGCGAAAGCUAUUACGAUAUCAGCGUGGGUGAAAUUCGAGAGAACACAGGGCAGAGGAACUGUGCUCAGGAUGUACAACAGCAAACAAGCGAACUACAGUUCUGAUCUCACUGAAGCACUGCGAAUUGAUUCAGAAGGCGUUAAUAUAGCACUAUUCCCGAAUGAAAGAUCACUUCAGCUCCACUUCCCAUCCAACCAGAGGAUCAAUGACGGAGCAUGGAAUCAUUUGGCGCUCACCUGGUCAUCAGAACGUGGUGCUUAUUCCCUUAUUUGGAACUCGGUUCGAAUAUUCGCUGAGUCAGGUUACGGUGCUGGUCACGAUGUUGAUAUCAAUGCUCUUAUCACUCUCGGUGGUUCUGAAAUAGGCACCAACUCCUUCGUUGGUUCAAUAACUCGUGUGCAUGUGUGGAAUCGUGUUUUGGACUUUGACAGUGAGAUUCCGAUGAUGGUGGUCAGCUGUCACGGCGCUGAGUUAGCAUACGAUGGGCUAGUUUUGCGUUUCACCGGUUAUACGGACAUGCAAGGAAAAGUGGAACGAUUACCGCGAAGCACGUGUGGACGUGAAAAGCGCAAGCCACGAGAAGAAGCAGUUGUUCGGGUAGAGAGCUGUCCAUCGGAUCAGUACAUUGUAACGCCACAACGAGAAGUAAAUAUCACAUGGCCAGAACCCGUAUUUCACAGUGAUAGCCCUUUGGAGAGAGUUGAGAGGAACUUUAAACAGGGACAGAUCUUUACAUGGGGUGAAUAUGACGUUCUUUAUGUGGCAUGGGAUAAUGCAUCCAACACAGCAGAGUGCAAUUUCAAGAUUCACGUUUCCCGUGAGCAUUGCCCGUCUCUUGAAGAACCAGUGAAUGGUGUUCAAGCCUGCGAGUCCUGGGGACCACAUUUACGCUAUAAGGCUUGCUCGAUCGAAUGUCGUGAAGGUCACGAAUUCUCCAGACCGCCAGCAAUUUUCUAUACUUGUGCUGCUGAUGGCUUGUGGAGACCAAGAAACCGCAAUCAAAUGGUUUUCCGCUAUCCUCAGUGCACAAAAUCAGUCCCAGCAACUCGUGUGAUACUUUUGCGAGUAUCGUAUCCAGGAACAUCACCUUGUUCGGAAGCAAGCCGUGAUGCUCUAAGAACAAGGUUAUUGGCUAGCAUUCAGGCGAUAAAUCAGAAAUGGGGUCUCUGCACGUUGACUGAUCCGACCGGCUGCGUUGGUGCCAGAGUUGACGUCGACUGCUCGGAAGAUUUCGCUCGUGUAAAGAGACAUGCUCACUCAUUCCAAGUUCGAAUUGAGCUUCCCGUAAAAAGGGAUCUCGUAUCGCAUUCAAUAAGUGGGCAAAAAUCCAAAGUGGCCGAUGCACUCCAAAACGAGAUAAUCAAUCAGGGUGCUUUCAAUCUAGAAAAGGUUCUUCCCAAUGGCCGUCCGGACCUAACAUCAUUCCAGCUUUUAGAUGAGUUCCACUGUCAGCUAGGACAAGUCAUUGUUGAUGACUUAUGCGUACCGUGUGCUCCUGGAUCGUAUCACUCAGUCACUACCUCGCAGUGUGAAGUUUGCGCUGAAGGAGAGUACCAACCUUUCACCGGUAGAACGGAAUGUUUCAAAUGUCCAGAAGGUCAUGUUACGGCUGGAGAAGGCGCUAUUAAUGAGAAUGAGUGCAAACCGAAUUGUCCGGCAGGAAACUACUUCGACAUGGGUUCCUCGCAGUGUACGCCAUGUGGAUUUGGCUUUUUUCAACCUCGAAUGGGCUCUUUCGAAUGUAUUCCUUGCGAUGUCGGUAAAACGACGACCACCGAAAUAGGAACGAGCGAGGAGGAGUGCAGAGAUGAGUGUCCAGACGGUGAACAGCUUUCUUCGUCGGGAUCCUGUCAGCCGUGCCCGUCCGGUUCUUACCGUACAAGAGGUCAACACAAACAGUGCGUGCAGUGCCCUGCUGGGACUACCACAGAGUCCGUUGGCUCUACCCGAAGAGAAGAAUGCAACACUCCUAAAUGCAAAGCUGGGCAGUUCCUUGUCAAAGAAACGAAACACUGCCAAUUCUGCCCUAGAGGUACGUUCCAAGAUGAGGAACAACGAACAACCUGCAAACUCUGUCCAAGUGAUCAUACCACAGCAUCGCAAGGAGCUACAGCAGAGUCACAGUGCUAUUCCACCAAUCAGUGCGCUACCGGUGAGGAUAACUGCUCGUGGCACGCACACUGUAUAGACUUACCCGACGACAACGAUGUACCUUCGUUCCAAUGCAAAUGCAAGCCAGGUUAUCGUGGAAAUGGAACUUACUGUCAAGAUGCAUGUACAAACUAUUGCCUUAACGAUGGUGUAUGUAAGAAAAAUCCUGUCGGGUACGUUGAAUGUGCGUGCAAAGAGAACUUCAGCGGUGAACGGUGCGAAGUUCGCUUCCAGCCAAAAUCUCAACGUGUUGCUAUUAUCACGGCGGGAAUCGGAGGAAUUGUAGCAGUCUUGGUGGUAAUAGUGAUUGUUAUCUUCAUGAUUUCAUUCCGAUUCAACCGAUCUGUGCUUGAUGUUGCUGACAAAGUGCAAAUAGAUGACAUGCAGCAAUCAAAUUUCCUCUACGGACGGCCGCCAGCAGAACCACCACGGCCAAUCGGAUACUAUUACGAGGAUGAUGACGAAUAUGAGUCAAAGACAAUGUACGUAAGUCGAGAGGACGAUUCAAAAGAAAUCGAACAACGACGGCGAAUAGCUGAACAGCAUAUGUAUCGUCCCGGCCAUACAGAAUAA
Messenger RNA from Necator americanus (New World hookworm), 4068 nucleotides. RefSeq lists its product as uncharacterized. Gene Ontology annotation, biological process: Notch signaling pathway. The record is from RefSeq and is a predicted model, not a curated record. Gene Ontology annotation, molecular function: calcium ion binding; Notch binding. The coding region runs from base 1 to 4068 and encodes 1355 amino acids. NCBI's taxonomy places the organism in Eukaryota, Metazoa, Nematoda, Chromadorea, Rhabditida, Ancylostomatidae. The transcript is spliced from 35 exons.